This is a messenger RNA of Aureococcus anophagefferens, 2838 nucleotides long. RefSeq lists its product as hypothetical. NCBI's taxonomy places the organism in Eukaryota, Pelagophyceae, Pelagomonadales, Pelagomonadaceae. The transcript has 4 exons. Gene Ontology annotation, biological process: fatty acid biosynthetic process. The record is from RefSeq and is a predicted model, not a curated record. Gene Ontology annotation, molecular function: fatty acid synthase activity. Bases 1 to 2838 code for a protein of 945 amino acids.
AUGCUCUUCGGCCGUGCUUCGAGCACUCGACGAGAGCCAUCGAUUCGUCCAAAAUUCGGCCGAAUCGACGUCGACGUGACCGAGCUCGAGAAGUCUCGAGUUCGGUCGGGACCACCCAAACCAGCGGUUGCAUUCGGCACAGGCGAGGCCGCGCGGAUCGUCGCGCAGCGCGCGCUGCUCAUGGCGCAGACGCCGUCCGCGGGCUGCAUGAUGGCCGUGCGCGCGAGCGAGAAGGCCUGCUCCGCGGCCAUCGACGCCGUCGCCGCCAAGUGCGGCUCCGUCGUCGCCGUCGCCGCCGUCAACGCGCCCGAGUCGACGGUGCUCUCCGGCGACUACGUCGCGGUGUCGCUCGUCGUCGCGGAGCUCGCGGCCCGCAACGAGGCCCGGGGCGCCGACGCGUCCAAGUCCAAGGCGACGAAGGUCCGCGCGACGCACCCGGACCACUCGCCGCGCAUGCGGCCCGUCGGUGACGCGCUCGCCGCGGCCGCGGACGCGAUCUUCGCCGAGUCCGGUGCCGCGCGCGCGGCCGUCGGCGCGGACCGGGAGGGCGACGUGGGCACGAAGAUCCACGUCGCGUCGUCGGUCACGGGCCGGCUCGCGAGCCGCCGCGAGCUCCGCGCGGGCGCGCACUGGGCGCGGCACGCGACGGGCGCGGUCCGCUUCACCGAGGGCCUCCGCGCGCUCGCCGUCAAGGGCAUCUGCGUCUUCGUCGAGUUCGGCGAGGGCAUGCUCGUGGGCUUCGGCAAGGACACGCUCGCGCGCGGCGGCGGCCCGCCGACCAAGUUCCGGUGGACGCCGUCGCUCGCGGCCGCGGGCGGCGCGGGCGACGACGCGCGCGCGUUCGAGGCCGCGCUCGGCGACGUCAAGGACUGGGCGUCGCCGUCCGGGGGCGCCGCGGCCAAGGGCCAGCCCGGCUUCGUGACGCCGCGGUUCGCCGCGCCGAGCUCGCCGACGAAGCCCCACCGGAAGCCCGGCGGCGCGCGCGCGCCGGCGGACGCGGCCGUCGCGCGCGCGCGGGCCGGCCCGCGGCGCGUGCCCGCGCUCGCGCCCGACGCGCAGCCGCCGUCGACGACCUGCGACGGCGAGGCCCUCGCGCCGGACGCGGCCGUGCUCUGCAAGAUCCAGCCGCCGCCGCACGCGCUCCGGAGCGACCCGGGCAGCCCCAUGACGGAGCCGCACGCGCAGACGCUCACGGUCUGGAUGCCGCGCGACGCGCUGCUCGACAACUUCCUGGCCUACCUCGAGCACGAGUACGGCAUGCGCCUCGACGUCAUCGACGCGCUCGGCGCGGGCGACGCGCACAGGCGCGGCGACGAGCCCGCGGGGCCCCUCGCGACGGACGGCGACUUCGACGCGGCGCUCGGCCUCGCGGCGGACAAGGCCAUGGGCGCGGCCUACUUCCUCGUCCGGGCGAAGCUCGACGGCGCGGGCCGGCCGCUGCCGCCGCGCCACGCCAAGGUCGAGGGCCCCUUCGCGCCGGACAUGGUCGAGGGCAAAGAGAAGAUCGACGAGGAGCGGCGCGCCGCGUCCGCGGCCUACGACGCGCCCGGCGGCCUCAUCCCCCGGGGCUUCGUCGAGGAGCGCAUGUCCGCGGAGGCCGUCGCCGGCGACGCGCGCCGCGCGAAAAAGGCCGCGGCGGACGCGGCCUUCUGGGCCACGGCCUCCGACGAGGCCAAGGCCAAGCGGCGCGACGCCGACGCGAAGCGCUGGCACGACCUCCUGCCCGAGGCGGGCCGCGAGGACCUCAUGCCGGGCUUCGACGACAUGGUCGACGAGGACACGGGCGUGCUCACGGAGCUCAUCGGCGCCUACGACCCCAAGGUCGGCCGCAAGGUCUUCAAGCACGGCUACCAGUGCGCGGAGUCGGAGCCCUUCCCCGCGCUCGAGGACGGCGCCGCGGCGGCCCUCGAGGGCGACGCCGCGGAGGCCUUCGCCGCGCGCCGCGAGCUCCUCGCGAUCAUCCCGCCGCCGUCGCGGCUCCCCGAGCACGAGUUCCCCGCGGACUCCAUGGGCGGCCGCUGCCUCGACGCCUGGCGCUACCGCUGGGGCCAGCGCAUCGGCGACGCGUGGCUCUUCGUGCCCCUGCCGCCGGGCGCGACCGUCGCGGACGUCGACGUCGCCUUCGGCACCUUCAAGCUCGGCGUCUCGCUCUGCGGCGUGCCCCUCUACGACGGGCCCCUCUGGAACUGCGACGAGACGCGCGGCGUCGACGUCGACACGGCCGCGUGGGUCGUCGUGCUCCACGAGGGCCAGCCCGUCCUCCAGGUCGAGCUCCACAAGAAGAAGAACUACUGUUCAGUUCGUCUUGCCGAACGCGACGUAGUCGUACGCGCCGAGGCGCCGCCGCGCGACGACGCCGAAACCGCGCGCGUCGACGACGCCCGCGGCCGCGACCUCCGCGGCGGCGUCGAGCGCCGUCCGCUGGGCCGCCCAGCGCGCCGCGCGCGCGUCGUCGGGCUCGGACCCGCGCAGCAGCUUGUCGUACGCGGCGUCGAGCGCGAGCACCGCGCCCCGCGGCAGCGGCGGCGGCGGCGGCGCGGGGCCGCGUUCCGCGUCGGCGGCGAUGCAGCCCCGGCAGCCGCUCGGCCGCCAGCGGCACUUGCCGCAGCCGUGGAAGGCCGGCCGCCGCGAGCCGACCUCGUCCCGGGGCCGCCAGCGCGAGCCCGAGGGCCAGAUCGGCGCGGGCGUCUUCAACACGAUGUGGGAGGCGAACCUGACGCACCUCCUCGACGCGGGCUCGCUGACGCACGUCGUCGACGACACCGUCGCGUCGCCCUUCGGGGACCGCCUCGUGCGGUCCGUCGCGUACACGCCGAACCCAGCGCAGGACAAAAGUGA